CCAAAGCAGAGCACCUUCCGGUCAGCGCCGUAUCUCCGCUGCUUUGCACUGGCGGGCGCAAAUCGAGCUCACCGCUCUCCUCCGCUUCCCUCUUCAUCCAUAAAAGAUCACCGAAUUCUUCUCCUACACUCUUUUCUCCACCUCGUGAUGGCUCUUCUUCUAACCCUACCGGAGUUAUUCUCUACUUCCGGCGUCAUCAGAUACACCCGCCGGAGAAUCGUCGCCGACGGCCGCUGCUGCCGGCUUCCUAGAGUCGCGCGGCGCAGUUUGAUCGCAUAUUGCAGGGUAGUCGAUCGUGAGACGAGCAUCGUUAGGGUUUCCGACCCAAUCAAGAACGCCGGCUUCAACCCUAUCUUAUCGGUUCCGGUGCUUUGGGUGUCUUCCGCUUCGCCGCCGCCUCCUUCGCUGAGGCAGCAGCUGCAGGAGAUGGAUGGCGGUGACGAUAAGAAUGACUAUUACGUGAACCUCGGCAACGCGAUUCGAACGCUGAGGGAGGAUUACCCGAUUAUUUUCUACAAGGAACCCGGCUUCAGUAUCUAUAGGGAUGAUAUUGUCUUCAAAGAUCCUCUCAAUACGUUUGUUGGAAUCAAUAAUUACAAACAGAUAUUUUCGGCAAUGCGAUUCAUCGGCCCGGUUUUAUUCAAAGCUCUGUGGGUCGACAUUGUGAGCGUUUGGCAACCAGUUGAGAAUACGAUCAUGAUUCGAUGGACGGUUAAUGGCAUUCGUCGUGUGCCUUGGGAGAGUUGCGGUCGCUUCGACGGCAUAUCUGUGUACAAGCUUGACCGGAAAGGGAAGAUUUUCGAGCACCAGGUGAAUAACAUUGCUCGUAAUCCUCCAACGAGGUUCAAGAUCAUUGCGGUUGAGGAGCUUAUUCAGUCACUUGGUUCCUCGUCCACACCAAGGCCUACUUUUUUCGAGACAUAUGUGAGUGAUAAAAUUUCUAUGCCAUUUCUGUUAGAAUUUUUGUUUGUUGGGUAUUAUUUUGUUGUAUGUUUGUUGUUUUAUGAUGUAUAUGAGAAGAUGAGGAGCUGUGGUUUGCUUGAAAGCUACAAAUUGUGUCAACAUGUUAAUAGGGCAGGUGACAAAUUGUGUCAACAUGUUAAUAGGGCAGGUGAAUUUUGUAAAUUAGUUGCUCCAAUGUAAAUAUUUUAAUAAGACUGUGUAUGUUGGGGUAAUACAUAGUUACUGGGCUCAAUAGAUGAACUCACUGGUGUCAUUUUUUUUUUUUAAAUAAAAGAUUUAUCU
Molecule: messenger RNA, 1245 nt
Organism: Phalaenopsis equestris
Lineage: Eukaryota; Viridiplantae; Streptophyta; Magnoliopsida; Asparagales; Orchidaceae
Exons: 3
Coding region: 148-1143 (331 amino acids)
Source: RefSeq, a predicted model, not a curated record